GCAUGACGCUACGACGCGUGGCAGUGCAUCUCACACACACACACGAGCCAAACAUACACCACACAUGCGCGCAACGAAACGAAACGCGAACAGCCGAACAAAACAAAACACUCGCGUGCAUCUGCAUUCAUAUUCCACCAAUCACACACAUCAUCCUAACGAGGAGCAGGGCUUCAGUAUUAUUCACGCAGCAACGUGUGCUGCGUGCGCGCGUGUGUGAAUCAAAGAAUAUAUAUAAAUAGCGUGAGUGAGUGUGAUAUCCGAGUGUGUGCACGGUGCAUUUUCGCCCUCUGCGCUCGUGUGUGUGCGCGCCGGCGGGAUGUUUACGCGCUUGCGAUGCGCGCGCGUCGCGUAUAAAAUCCAAUUGGAAUUUUCGUUGCUAUAAUACUCUAGCAAUAAAAAAAAAACAAGUGAAUAACGCCAAACGCCAAACGCCGGGGUUUGAUUGUUGCGUGUGCGCGCAGAAACAAAAACAUACAGUGUGUGUUGUUGAGUGCAAUUAUACAUAAACUUGGAUAUUGAAUACUAUAUACGUUUUUAUCAUCUUGGACAACCAAAAAAAUUGGCGACGACAAGAAAGCGUUUGAUUGGACGAACAUUCUGAGUGCUUUUGCUUUUUGGUAUCAAGCAUUACCAAUCUUUGGAAAAGACUGUUAUAUUUGUGAUAUAGUGCAGAAUAUCUCCAGAAUGCCCGCGUGAUGCCUCGACCCUCACGGUGCGCGAGUGCCGCCCCCUGUGACACCCUGCAACUGUGUGUAUAGUGUACCCCAGAGACAUUAAUCUCUCCUCACCCGAAAAUGGAGUUGAAACAUGAUUUACUCUACGGCGAGGAGCGCUUGGUGGUGAAGACGGAGCCACGCCUCCAUUCGCCGACCAGUAAUGGUGCGCCGCCCCCGGCGACAAAUGGCGUCGCCGGAUCCAAUGGUUUCGCGCUGAAUGGCGGGCCGUUCAGCGGGUUGGGUAAAAGGCCGCGCACCGACGAAUGGCCACCGACGAGUGGUGGCGGGCAGGCGACGCCCGGGGGCGGUGGGAGUGCGCCGCUUACGCCUUCGCCGGGACCGCCUUCGCAUUCGUACACGGUCGCUAGUAAUGGUUACUCCUCGCCCAUGUCCUCAGGCAGCUAUGACCCGUAUAGUCCUAAUGGUAAAAUAGGUCGUGAAGAUUUAUCCCCUAGUAGUUUAAACGGCUACAGCGCUGACAGUUGCGAUGGCAAAAAGAAAAAAGGUCCCACACCGCGUCAGCAGGAGGAACUCUGCCUGGUGUGCGGUGAUCGCGCAUCAGGUUAUCACUACAAUGCGUUGACAUGCGAAGGCUGCAAAGGGUUCUUCCGGCGGAGCAUAACCAAGAAUGCCGUCUACUCCUGCAAGUACGGCAACACGUGCGAGAUUGAUAUGUACAUGCGACGCAAGUGUCAGGAGUGCAGACUGAAGAAGUGUUUGGCGGUGGGCAUGCGCCCUGAGUGCGUCGUACCGGAAGUGCAGUGCGCUGUCAAACGCAAGGAGAAAAAGGCGCAGAAGGAGAAGGAUAAACCGAAUAGCACGACGAAUGGCUCGCCGGAUAUUAUUAAGAUGGAACCCGAGGUAUGCAACCACCUCCUACAACCACUCAAAAGUGUUUUCUUGCAGUUGUCUGACAGCGAACGACUGCCGACCGUCAAUGGCGUGAAGGCGAUCUCGCCCGAGCAGGAGGAACUCAUACAUCGAUUGGUUUACUUCCAGAACGAGUACGAGCACCCGUCCGAGGAGGACGUGAAACGAAUCAUUAACCAGCCGCUAGAGGGCGAGGACCAGUGCGAUGUGCGUUUCCGUCAUAUUACUGAGAUUACGAUACUCACCGUGCAGUUGAUUGUGGAGUUUGCAAAGAGGUUACCUGGUUUUGAUAAGUUACUGCGUGAAGAUCAAAUUGCGCUCCUUAAGGCGUGUUCAAGUGAGGUUAUGAUGUUCCGAAUGGCGCGGCGGUACGACGUCCAAUCCGACUCCAUCCUCUUCGUCAACAACCAGCCGUACUCCCGCGACAGUUACAAUCUCGCCGGCAUGGGCGACACCAUUGAGGACCUUCUGCAUUUCUGCAGAACUAUGUACUCGAUGAAGGUUGAUAAUGCCGAGUAUGCGUUACUUACUGCCAUCGUUAUUUUCUCCGAACGACCCGCAUUAAUUGAAGGCUGGAAAGUGGAGAAAAUUCAAGAGAUCUAUCUGGAAGCACUGCGAGCGUACGUGGACAACCGCCGGAAAACAAAACCCGGCACGGUGUUCGCGAAACUCCUCUCCGUGCUCACCGAACUGCGCACGCUCGGCAACCAGAACUCGGAGAUGUGCCUCACGCUGAAGCUGAAGAACAAGAAACUGCCGCCCUUCCUCGAGGAGAUCUGGGACGUCGACCAGCGGUUAUAGUAGCCUCACGGCCAGCGCACGCAUGCGCCGCGCGCUUACACGUCUAGGAGCAUAAGAUAUCGAUCGAUUGAUGAAAUCGUAGGCUGUGAAAACUAAUUCUUAGUAAGGACUCUAAAAAUCUCUACACAAAAAAAAAAAAACGAUAAACAAAAAACUACUCGAAAACAUCCGGUGCGAGAGCGGGGCGGGCAUGGCCGCCGCAGAGACGACUAUUAGACACUAAUACUAAGAACCUAACUGUAUGUAUUGUAUUGUAUGUUGCGUCGGUUGAGAGUUUAACCAAGUUUAAGCGCGGUGCGGACAGAUGGACACACUGUAUGUAUAGUAGAAGCAAAGCUGGAAGAGAAGAGAAGAGAGAGGGUCUCAUUACGUACGUUAUUUAAUUUUUUUCAUGUGUUUUUUUUUAUGAUUUUUAUUUUCUAUUAAGACUGGAUCGGACUGAUACUAGAAAAAAAAAUGAAGAAAACUUACAAGGUGCCUUUCGCAGACUGAGAGAGGGCCACGGAUUUUUGUGCAAUUUUGCGAGUAUCGGUAUAUUUUCGGCGAGAAAAACACACACACACACGACACUCACACGCAGUAAGAAAUUAGGUUAGGUUCAAAACCGACAUAACCCCACCGAAACACUCCUAAAAACAAACAAAAAAAAAAACAAAAGAAUUGCAACACGUAGACUGAGCCGUCCUAAAAAAAUGUAAAUAUUAUUUUAAAACACACUUUUUUAUUACCGCAAUGGUAACGAAACACACCCAUACACACAAAACGGAGCAGUUAUAGGGUAUAAAAAAAAACCAAUGGUAGAAACGAAUCGUACUUUGAAGAAUCGUACUGUGAAACCGAAGCGUCUUUUUAAAUUUUAUCGAAGUGGGACUUAAUUGUAACCGCGAGUGUUUGACACACGAGACAGAAAGCGAGAGGAUUGCAAAUCAUGUUUUGUACUAUAUUAUAUUAUAAAUAUUAUACAUACCUUUAAUCUUAGUGAUUGCGCUCGAUUGCAUUGAUGUAAAACCGAUAAAAAGUUUAUUGCGACAAUGACAACAAUGCUGUAAGAAACUGUACACUGCGUAGCAUGUAAAAACUCACGUAUUUUUCAUAUAUAUUAAUUGAUAUGAAUUUCGCGAUCAUCCCGCAUCGUAGGCAUGCAUAUUUUUCAUAACCUCAUCUGAACGCCAACCACCUUCAUUCUCGUGAGACGUUUGUAACUAGAAUUUAUUAUUAUAUAGGUUGUUUGGAGCCAGCAAAUGCCUUAAACGAAACGAAUCCACAAGUGCGGUUAGGUUGCUGCUUGUGGAUUGGUUUCCCGGUGAAUAACAGACCGUCGACCGCCCGGAAAUUCGUUAAAAACACAAGAAAUUAUAACAAAUCGUCAUUAAUUACUACAUAAUAUAUAAAAUAUUCUAUAUAUAUCUAUGAGAAAUGAAGAUGAAACAAAUGAAUGUACACUAUAAUAUAAACAAAAAAAAUUAUGCGCAUGCGCGGUGGGACAAGUGCAAUAUUUUCAAUUCGACGCCGUAUUUUUGUGUCACCGGUUAUUACCUCUGAUCUAUGUGUAGAGGUUAUGUUAUGGCAGGUAUAUCGAUGUACAAAACGUAUAAUUGUAAGGUACAAAACAAAUUCAGGACUUAACACGUGAAGUUGAAGGAAAAAAAAAACGUUAAAAAAACAAACAAUACAAUUGUUGAAAUAAAUAUACUACAUAAUUAAUAGAUAUUAAAUGUGUAAUAAGAGAAAUGCGCGCGUCGACGGUCAGAACACUUUUAACCUCAAAAAAAAACGAAGAAAUAAAAAUAAAAGCAAAAACUACGCACUGCCGUUGUGAGAGAAGUAAAAAGAUGAAGAAAAAAAUAAUACAACAAAACAAAACAAACAUAAUACACACUUACACACCGAUUGUUUGCCGUUUAUUUAUCGUCUCAGCGAACACUCAUCGUCAUCCAUCUUUGUCAUCAUCAUCAUCAUCAUCACAAAACAAGAUGUCCUCUCAUCUAGUCUCAUAACGAUAACUAGUAAUUAUGCUAAACGUAAAACCUAAGCGUAAAAUACAGUAAGAUAUACUCUAUGGCGAUUUAACAACCAGACAACGUGUCCGUGCGUAGGUACACCAAUUCGGAUUAUAGAUGUUUGAUUUCUUCAUUUUGCUGUCGAAAGAAUUAUUGUAAAUUAAACCACACACUGCCAAUGUUCAUCUCGCGUAGUAUACAUAUUGGACUGCCACGCAUAUGCAACCCAACAUACACACAACACACAACUAACCAACAAAUGCUCAUCGUGCACGGACACAUUCACACACCACACACACACACAUGGAGAUAAUUAUAACGAAGAAAAAUACUUGUACCAGUUUACGCUGUCUCUAUCAACGUCGCAAGCCUCUUAAAACUCUUUCAAAACGAAAAACACACAUGGCGGAUUGUUUCGGUUUUGUAUUUGUAUGUUACUGUUACAAUCGAUGAUAACCGAUGAUAGACAACCAAUCAGGCAAUCAGAAUUCAGUUUUCGUUAACUGAUAAGUUUCUACGACACUUUUGUAUAACCAUUUUCAUUCCCGAGCGAUGCCGAGGGUUCGACGUAGGCAACCAGGCGAUAUCACAGCGCAGCCAUUUUGUUUCGUGACACACAACCCACUUAAAUUUUGUACAUUUUUGGAUGAGAGGAUGUGAGCAGUGAGAGAGGAAAGCAUACAUGAUUGUUUGUAUUGUGGAAAACGUGCAAUAUGUACAAAUUUUACUAAUUUUACUUUUUUUAUAUAAAUAUUCUACGGAUAAUUAAUAUUAUUACUUGUUUAUUAUUAUUAAUAACUGAUAUGAUUGUAUAUGAGAUGAUUAUUACAAAUAAUGAAUAUAAAUUAAAACAAUUAUGUUAAGCAGA
Dalotia coriaria is the source of this 5258-nucleotide messenger RNA. It is a transcript of the gene EcR, whose product is annotated as Ecdysone receptor. Gene Ontology annotation, molecular function: ecdysone binding; zinc ion binding; RNA polymerase II cis-regulatory region sequence-specific DNA binding. NCBI's taxonomy places the organism in Eukaryota, Metazoa, Arthropoda, Insecta, Coleoptera, Staphylinidae. The coding region runs from base 798 to 2390 and encodes 530 amino acids. Gene Ontology annotation, cellular component: nucleus. The transcript has 8 exons. The record is from RefSeq and is a predicted model, not a curated record. Gene Ontology annotation, biological process: ecdysone receptor signaling pathway; negative regulation of transcription by RNA polymerase II; cell differentiation.